This is a messenger RNA of Chelonus insularis, 1265 nucleotides long. RefSeq names its product secreted protein, acidic, cysteine-rich (gene SPARC). The record is from RefSeq and is a predicted model, not a curated record. Gene Ontology annotation, biological process: anatomical structure development. The transcript is spliced from 6 exons. NCBI's taxonomy places the organism in Eukaryota, Metazoa, Arthropoda, Insecta, Hymenoptera, Braconidae. Bases 169 to 1059 code for a protein of 296 amino acids. Gene Ontology annotation, molecular function: extracellular matrix binding; calcium ion binding; collagen binding.
GAAUUGAGUCAGAUACGGACGGAAACUUGAAAUAAAGUCAAAGAAAGUGAGCGCAGUAUUCGUUGUUCCAGCAUCCAAUCCAGACAUCGUUGCAUAUUCUAUCUUAUUCGUAUUUAUUAUUUUAUUCCAACUAUUUUCAACAUCAGUAUUCAUUUCAAAGCAAUCGCAAUGCGGGCCAAACUGCAGUUGCUAUGGAUAGCAUUUUUGUGGAGCUUACUUAUCACUGAUGUUAUAUCGAGUUCAGAAGAUAGACUCAAAAGAUUAAGACAAGCUCGUCGACAUCGUACUAGAGAAUCUCCACUAUUUCCUCAAGAGGUGAUGAAUCUAUUAGGAAAUGAUGCUUCAAAUGAAAUGGAUAAAAACUCAGAUGAUGAUAGCCCUGAUCUUCGAAUGGAUCCAUGCAUGGAUAAACAUUGUGGAGCUGGUCGAGUUUGCAAGGUAACAGAGGAAGGUGGUGCUGAGUGUGUUUGCAUAGAAACUUGUGAUGAAGAAAGAGAUCCUCGUCGCAAGGUUUGUACCAACUACAACGAAACAUUUGGGAGCGAUUGUGAAGUCUAUCAAGCUCGUUGUUUCUGUGAUUCUGGGGAUGAUAGAUGCAGAGGUCCUGAUUAUCAACACGUUCAUAUUGAAUAUUAUGGACAUUGUCGACAAAUGCCUAUGUGUAAAGAACAAGACAUGUUAGACUUUCCCAGAAGGAUGCGAGAUUGGCUUUUCAACAUCAUGCGUGAUCUUGCAGACCGUCAAGAAUUACCAUCUCAUUUCUUGAAAAUGCAGAGAGAAGCAGAAACUAAUAUGACAUUACGUUGGACUAAUGCUGCUAUUUGGAAAUGGUGUGAUUUGGAUGGCCAUCCUCAUGAUCGAUCAGUAUCACGUCACGAGCUUUUCCCCAUUCGAGCUCCAUUGAUGGCUUUGGAGCACUGUAUUGCACCAUUCCUUGAUGGUUGCGAUGUAGAUAACGAUCAUAAAAUUACCUUGAAAGAGUGGGGAAAAUGUUUACAGCUUGACGAGGAUGAUUUGGAAGAUAAAUGUGGCGAAUUGACAGAAGCGAUUCACGAUUAAGAAUAAUUAAAUUUACAAGAGAAAUACAAAAAAAAUAUAGUCUUUAAACACUUAUUUACACUUAUCUAUUUAAAUUAAAAACGAUCACAUUUAUUGCAAGAGAAGAAAUUUUCGAUCAAUAACUACUGCUUAAUAUCUUUAAAAAUAGUUAUAGAUAAUUUAAUUUUUGGAAUUUUAAUAAUACGGAGUGAUUUCCGUUUAUAAUA